GGGCAUGGGCCCGCGCCGCGUCUGCUGCCGUCGAUCGCAGGCACCCGAGCGCCAGGGCGCGGCGGGCAGCGGCCGCUGACGCGGGGCGCCAGCUGCCAACUUCGCGCGCGGAGCUCCCCGGCGGCGCGGUCCCGGCGGCGCGGGCGGCAUGAAGACGAGUCGCCGCGGCCGAGCACUCCUGGCCGUGGCCCUGAACCUGCUGGCGCUGCUCUUCGCCACCACCGCCUUCCUUACCACGUACUGGUGCCAGGGCACGCAGCGGGUGCCCAAGCCCGCCUGCGGCCAGGGCGGGCGCGCCAACUGCCCCAACUCAGGCGCCAACGCCACGGCCAACGGCACCGCCGCCCCCGCCGCCGCCGCCGCCGCCGCCGCCGCCGCCGCCGCCGCCGCGGGGAACAGCCCCCCUGGCGGCGCGCUCUACAGCUGGGAGACUGGCGACGACCGCUAUCUGUUCAGGAAUUUCCACACCGGCAUCUGGUACUCUUGUGAGGAGGAGCUCGGCGGGCUCGGUGAGAAAUGUCGCAGCUUCAUUGACCUGGCCCCAGCAUCUGAGAAAGGGGUCCUGUGGCUUUCUGUGGUUUCCGAGGUGCUCUAUAUCCUUCUGCUGGUGGUCGGCUUCAGCCUCAUGUGUCUCGAGCUCUUCCACUCCAGCAAUGUCAUCGACGGGCUCAAGCUCAACGCCUUCGCGGCUGUAUUCACGGUGCUCUCAGGCCUCCUGGGAAUGGUCGCCCACAUGAUGUACACGCAGGUGUUCCAGGUCACCGUGAGCCUUGGCCCUGAAGACUGGAGACCCCAUUCCUGGGACUAUGGGUGGUCCUUCUGCCUGGCGUGGGGCUCCUUCACUUGCUGCAUGGCAGCCUCUGUCACCACGCUCAACUCUUACACCAAGACGGUCAUUGAGUUCCGGCACAAGCGCAAGGUCUUCGAGCAGGGCUACCGGGAGGAGCCGACCUUCAUAGACCCUGAAGCCAUCAAGUACUUCCGGGAGAGGCUCGAGAAGGGGGACGGGCACGAGGAGGAGCUCCGCUUAGAUUGCCGCCAUGAGAGACACCCUGCCCAAGCAAGCCCUGGAAUUGAGGAUGAGGACGCCCAGGGCCGAGGGAGCUGCCGAAGCCUUCCACCCCCAACCCUGCCCACAGCCUCACCCCUGGCCUGGAACCUACUUCCCCCCGGAAGCACGGAAGGAUCCUCAGAUGUAUUUGCUAGGUCAAUAGCCUGUCACCAGCAGCACAUGGGAGAUUCCUGGCCCCGGAGCUCUGCGCAGGAGGCACCAGAGCUGAACCGCCAGUGCUGGGUGCUGGGGCACUGGGUGUGACCGAGACCCAGCCUGGCCCCCAGACUCAGCCCGUCGUUGGCACCAGCCUCCUGGCAACCGUGGAGACCUGGACUCUGAACUCAGCCAGCCUGUGUGGGGGACACCAGGCCUGCUGCCCACCGCUUCCCUGGCUCUCAGGGCCCUGGCAAUGGAGCCGGCGUGGCCUGUGGGAACACACAGGGCUGCCCAGAGUGACACUGGGACAGCAACUCUUAACUCUUGCAACCAUCACAUGCAGAGACUGCUGGGUGCAGCUGGGAUGCCAGGAAAAACGUGGACAUUGGCCACUGAAAGCCUGGGGACCCCUGAGCCGGCCAGGAAGUUCAGGGGGUGCCCUGUGAGGGGCAGGGCGUGGGCGGGGCUUCCUGAAGGAGGGGCUGGGGGGGGGCCACACAGCAGGCACAGCAGGGGCUCAAUAAAUGCUUGUUGCACCUGUUUCUCGCUGUGUGUGGAGGCCCCUUGCUCUCUGGGCUGUGUCUGCCUCUUCACGGCCCCAUCCUAUUGGGUCCUCAAGGAGCCUGAAGGUGAGAUGGCCCCCAGUGUGCGGGGUCACUGAGGUGUGGGAGACAGGACGCUCAGAGCCAGGCUGGUUUGGGGCUGGGGUCAAGAUGGAGCCAGGCUGGCAGGCUGUUUUGGAUCCCAGAGGGUGGGCAAGGUGGGGCGUCAGGCAGAUGGGAGGUGUAGGGCGGGCAGGAGAGAGGCCCUCACCCCCAGACCCUAAACUACCUUGACCACCAUGGGGACCCUUACCCUAUGUCUACAGCCACCUUUACAUCAAAUCCUAAGGCUUAGGUGCCUGGGGAAACAGAUUCCUAUUAUAAAGACGAGGAGACUUAGGGUCGCAGAGGUGGUGAAACUUGCCCCCAAGAUCACAGAGCUGGCGAAUGGCAGCACUGAGGUUUCAGCCAGGACUCCUGACUCCAAGAGGCCUCGUCCCUUUCCAGAAGGAUUUCUAGAGCUUUCCCCAAAGCAGAGUAUGUUCUUCACUUUUCCAUGAACCCGUCACCCAUUUAUCUUUCCAUCACCCAUCCAUCAUCUGUCCAUCAGCCAUCAGCAGUGCAUCCAUCAUCCAUCCGUUAUCCAUCCAUCCAUCAUCCGCCCAUCAGUCGUCAUUGUUCCUUGUAUCAGACAUCCAUCCAUCAUCCUUUCAUGCAUCACCCGUCAUCAUAUUCAUUACCCCUCUGUGUGUCCAUCCAGCCAAUGAUAUAAUCCGUGUGCCCCUACUGUGGACCAAGCACGGCGAUAGGCACUUGAGCUAGGACAGGGAACCAUGCAGAGAGGGCGUCUGUCCUCGCAGAGCUCACGGAUGAGCAGGACGGAUAACAAGACCGACGACCAUAAUUCGGUGUGUGAGGGGCUGGGUGCCUGGCUCUGGGCCAGGCAGCCAGGGUUCCGGCCGCAGCCCCUCCACUUGAGACCCUGGCGAGGUGCAUGACCUCCCUGUGCCUCGUCCCCAUGGGCACAUGGGGACGCUCCUUAUACCUACCUCUUAAAGCUGUGCUGAGGGUUCAAUGAGCUGAUGUACAGAAGCAUCUAGAACAGAGCCUGGUACAGAGGAAGCACUUUGCUGGUUACUGUGACUGCAAUGGGGGAGUGCGAGGCUGUGGGAGCCCAAGGCAGCACCUGCUGGCAAGGGCAGGGGUGAGGGGAGGCUCCUUUGGGGAAAGGACACUUAAGCCAAGACGUGAAGAUUGUCUAGAUGUCAGACAGGCAAGUGUGUAGAGGGGAAGGCAGUCAGGAACACUACAGGGACUCGAGAUGGCAGAUGUGGAGAGAAGGCAGCAGCAGGGGUGGUAAGAAAGCCGGCCGCGGGGCUCAGUGGAGCCAGGCCAGAGGAGACCGAAGGCCCUUAGGAAGCUUGGACCUUGUCCUGAGUCUGCGGUGGCCGGGCUGCUUUCUGCAGUGGAGUGGACUGUGCCGCUGUGCAUCUUGGGUGUCCCCAAGGGCUGGGGGCAGAGAAGACAUGGGAAGCCCACCCAACCCCUCCUGACCACACUCAAAGGGCGAGAAAAGCGGGGCCAGGUUCAGCUAAGUGGCGCUGGGGAUGGGAGUGAGGGCAGAUGGAGGAGCUAGUCAGGCGGGGAAAUCAGUGGGCUCCGGAUGGAGAGAUGUGGGAAGAAGAGGCUUUUGGAGAUGACGUUCAGGUAAGGGGCUGGGUGGGGGCCAGGCUCAGGGGCCAGGCGCCCCGGGGACACCCAGGUGGAGGCGUGCGCCCAUUCAGUCAUGCAUCAAUGAAUCAAGCGAGUGCGUCAUCCAUCCAUUCUUCAUUUGUUCAGGAAACAGUUCGGACCGAUUGUGUGGGGCAGGAGAUGGGUCUGGGAGAGAGGCUGGGGCCCUGUUUCAAAGGCCUUGAAUGUCAGGACAAGGAGUUUGGGCUUCGGCCUCUGGGCGAAGGAAGGACCUGGCGCUGGGCGGGGAUGCAUCCGACAGGAAACUGGCCCCGGACGCCAGGCAUCUCAGAGCUCUUCAGUGUCACCUGGGGUCCUUCUGAAGUUGGCAGGUGGACCACAGAGGUCCAGGAGGUGAUGUCAGUUGACACAGGGGCAAAAUUUUAAUCUAUUUUAAUAGUUGUGUUUAUGUACAUGUGUACUAGGAAAAAAUAAAAUGUAACACGGGUACAUGGGUGCCGUGAGUUCACAGACGUUACUGCUUAGGAUGGAACCAAAUAGGCAUUUCAGUAUAAAGAAAGAGUCGGCGUCAAGAAACAUAUUCAAUAAAAAA
Molecule: messenger RNA, 4036 nt
Organism: Hipposideros armiger (great roundleaf bat)
Lineage: Eukaryota; Metazoa; Chordata; Mammalia; Chiroptera; Hipposideridae
Gene: GSG1L
Product: GSG1 like
Exons: 8
Coding region: 149-1315 (388 amino acids)
Cellular component (GO): postsynaptic density membrane; plasma membrane
Source: RefSeq, a predicted model, not a curated record